AUGAGAGAUCUGUUAUCGAACAUCCAACAGUGCAAAAAACUUGAUCAAUUCUCUAAUGAAGAAAAAGAAUUUAUUUGUAAAUGGGUUCAUGAGCAAACCCAUACAAUCAAAUGGAAACUUUUACAAAAUGUAAUGCAAAAAGAAUGGAAAAUACAUUAUUCGAAAAAUGAUCUUAAAAAUUUUUGGUAUAUAAAGCGAAACCAACUUGUGCGGGAAUCUAGAGCUGAGUCGCAAGAUGAAGGAGUGCAAUAUGAAGAAUUGCAAUAUGAAGAAGUGAAAGAUGAAGAAUUGCAAGAUGAAGAAGUGAAAGAUGAAGAAUUGCAAUAUGAAGAAGUGAAAAAUGAAAAAGUGAAAGAUGAAGAAUUGCAAUAUGAAGAAGUGAAAAAUGAAAAAGUGAAAGAUGAAGAAUUGCAAGAUGAAGAAGUGAAAGAUGAAGAAUUGCAAUAUGAAGAAGUGAAAAAUGAAAAAGUGAAAGAUGAAGAAUUGCAAUAUGAAGAAGUGAAAAAUGAAAAAGUGAAAGAUGAAGAAUUGCAAGAUGAAGAAGUGAAAGAUGAAGAAUUGCAAUAUGAAGAAGUGAAAAAUGAAAAAGUGAAAGAUGAAGAAUUGCAAUAUGAAGAAGUGAAAAAUGAAAAAGUGAAAGAUGAAGAAUUGCAAGAUGAAGAAGUGAAAGAUGAAGAAUUGCAAUAUGAAGAA
Molecule: messenger RNA, 693 nt
Organism: Funneliformis geosporum
Lineage: Eukaryota; Fungi; Glomeromycota; Glomeromycetes; Glomerales; Glomeraceae
Source: the annotation of a GenBank genome assembly